Molecule: messenger RNA, 1056 nt
Organism: Tarenaya hassleriana
Lineage: Eukaryota; Viridiplantae; Streptophyta; Magnoliopsida; Brassicales; Cleomaceae
Product: AP2/ERF and B3 domain-containing transcription factor At1g51120
Exons: 1
Coding region: 1-1056 (351 amino acids)
Biological process (GO): regulation of DNA-templated transcription
Molecular function (GO): DNA-binding transcription factor activity; DNA binding
Source: RefSeq, a predicted model, not a curated record
AUGAACAUCGACGACACGCUGAGUACAGUUUCGUCGUCGAGCGUCAAGAAGACAGUAACGUCUGGCUCGAAGCGAAAAUUACAUGAAGAGGAAGCUGCCUUGGCCAGCACGGCAUCCGUUGCCUUGACCAGCACGGCAAAGUACAAGGGAGUUGUUCAGCAGCAGAACAGGCAUUGGGGUGCGCAGAUUUACGCCGACCACAGGCGAAUAUGGCUCGGCACGUUCAAAACGGCCGCGGAAGCAGCCAUGGCUUACGAUUCCGCCUCGAUAAAGCUGAGGAGUUCCGACGGGAACCCGCAUCGGAAUUUCCCGUGGACCGACAUCACAAUCCACGAACCAGACUUCCAAGAAUGUUACACUGCAGAAGCUGUCCUGAACAUGAUCAGAGACGGUUCUUAUCAGCACAAGUUCCGGGAUUUUCUCAGAAUCCGGUCCCAGAUCGUGGCGAAUAUCAACGUCACGGGAUCGAAAGAAACCAACAAAUGUUUCGCCUGCACGCAGCUUUUUCAGAAGGAGUUAACCCCGAGCGAUGUCGGGAAACUCAACAGGCUUGUGAUACCAAAGAAGUACGCAGUCAAGUACUUGCCUUACAUCUUUAGCGAGGACGAGAGAGAAGACGUCGGCCUCGUUUUCUACGACAGAGAGAUGAGGCAGUGGAAGUUCCGGUAUUGUUACUGGAGGAGCAGCCAAAGCUUCGUUUUCACGAGAGGGUGGAGCGGUUUCGUCAAGGAGAAGAACCUCAAGGAAAAGGAUGUUAUCGUCUUUUACACUUGCGACGUCCCGAGCAACGCGAAUACAUCAUCAGAGGGCCAGAACAUGAAAUUCCUUAUGAUCGACGUUCAUUACUACGAAGAGAACGCUUUCGUCGUCACGGAUGAAGCGACGACGACGACAAGAUGCGACAAUUCAGGCGCCGAUAUGAAUUCAGGCAACGUUUUCCGGGCGAGAUUAGAUGAAGAGAUGAAGACAUCACGGGACAAAACCGGUUCAGAAUCUGGCAAUAACGACAUGGAGGAGAACAAAGGGUUUAGGUUGUUCGGUGUAAGGAUCCAAUAA